CGGAGCUGAUCCGCGCGCGCUCCUCGCUCGCCCGCGCGAGAGAAAGUGUUUCGCGCUCCCGCCGAUCGCCGCGCGUCAGUCUGCGUGUUUGCGGUGGAUUACGCGCCGCGCUGGACUAACUCUGGGAUUUAGCGAGGAAGAUGAGCACUUUGAGAGAUGAAGCGCGCGCUGGACGCUCCUCGGGCGGUGUGAUGACGAGCGAGUGAUGAGCCGCAGGGAGGAAUGUCCGUCUGUCUGCUGCUGGUCCUCUUCACACUCACCUCAAACGCUCAGGUGUCUUCUGGGAAAUCUCUGAAGCUGCUGCAGGAGCAGUGGAGGAUCUACACCAAUGAGUGCGUCCAGAGCCUGAGCAGCUCUCCGCCGGCCGCAGGGCCCGUGUGUAACAGGACCUUUGAUCAGUACGUGUGCUGGCCCGAUGGACCGCCGGGAACCACGGUCAACGUGUCCUGCCCGUGGUACCUGCCCUGGUACCGGAAAGUGCAGCGGGGCUUGGUUUACCGUGUGUGUGGCGCUGACGGCCGAUGGGCUCGUGGGAAAAACACCAGCGAGUGUGAGCAGGACGACCCUGGACAGAAGCAGUACGGUCAGAUCCUCAGUAAGUUCAGAGCCAUGUACACAGUGGGAUACUCUCUGUCUCUGGCGGCGCUGACCCUCGCUCUGGCCAUCCUCAUCAGCUUCAGGAAGCUGCACUGCAUGAGGAACAACAUCCACAUGAACCUGUUCGGCUCCUUCAUCCUGCGCGCCGCCUCCAUCCUGGUGAAAGACGCUCUGCUGGACCGGAUGAACAGCGCUCGGAGCGGCCCGCAUCACUUCCAGGGCCAGCGCCGGCUCAGCGCUCAGACGCUGAGCGGAUGCCGGGCUGCGAUGGUGAUGAUGCAGUACAGCGUCAUGGCCAACAACUACUGGCUGCUGGUGGAGGGUCUGUAUCUCCACAGCCUGCUGGUCAUCACCGUCUUCUCCGAGAGGAACUACUUCUACCUUUACCUCUGCAUCGGCUGGGGUGCUCCGCUCAUAUUCGUGCUGCCGUGGAUGACGGUCAAAUACCUGUAUGAAAACGAAGAAUGCUGGGAAAGGAAUAUCAACAUGGGCUACUGGUGGAUCAUCCGUUCUCCCAUACUGUUCGCGUAUCUGAUUAAUUUCAUCAUAUUCAUUCGCAUAAUAAAGAUUCUGAUGUCCAAGCUGAAGGCGCAUCAGAUGAGAUACACCGACUACAAGUUCAGGCUGGCCAAGUCCACGCUCACCCUGAUUCCUCUGCUGGGGAUUCACGCCAUCCUCUUCACCUUCGUCAUCGAUGAGUCCGUGCCGAAGGAGUCUCUUCUGAGGCUCAUCCGCCUCUUCUACGACCUCCUUUUCAGCUCCUUCCAGGGUCUGCUGGUGGCCAUCCUUUACUGCUUCGUCAACAAAGAGGUCCAGAGCGAGAUGCUGAAGAAGUGGAAGAGGUGGAAACUAGGCAAGGACAUUGAGGAAGAGUACCGUCACACCCACAGCCAGACGCCUCAUGCCAAAAGUGGCAGCAUGGCUCCGGCGAUGACCCACGAAUGCCCCGAAACCCCAGAGCUGGCGGCCUCGGCAGAGUCCCAGCGUCUGGUGAUGGGUCUUCAGAACGGAGCGAGCCGGAACCGGGGCCGUGCCAGGCUGCAGCUGACCUCCGAGCCACAGGAGGGCGCUAGUAACUGCAGCUCUCUGACAGAAGACAUUUGUCUGGAAGAGCGUCCCCUCAACAGUGAGUGCUCAGCAGCGGUGACAGAAACCAACGUUUGAGGUUUUUAACACUGAUGGAUCAGAUACGGUCUUCACGUUACCAAACAGCAUGGAGAGGUGGAUCUGUUAACCCUUAAAAACAAAUCGCAGUAAUCUCCUGAGUUGGUAAAUUACCAAAUAGUAUUAUUUAUUGACGUCUUCUUAAGCUACGGGCACAUUAACCACAGCUUGGUAAUUUUUUUUUUAAGUAACCUGGACAUUUUCUUGUCAAUGAAAAAGUAAUUGCUAGUCACUUGGGAAAAGUAAUUAAAAGCGUAACUUGCGUUAUUGUAAUGUCUCUCAUCAACACAGAAAUCCACAUGAGUUCGAAAAAGUUGCCUUAUAUUCAAGUAGUUCACAUUAAAUUGCUGCGUUGACCAACAAAAAGCUGCUUAGUCUGAAUGUGUCUUGAACAUGU
Molecule: messenger RNA, 2158 nt
Organism: Puntigrus tetrazona (Sumatra barb)
Lineage: Eukaryota; Metazoa; Chordata; Actinopteri; Cypriniformes; Cyprinidae
Gene: gcgrb
Product: glucagon receptor b
Biological process (GO): cell surface receptor signaling pathway; adenylate cyclase-activating G protein-coupled receptor signaling pathway
Cellular component (GO): plasma membrane
Molecular function (GO): gastric inhibitory peptide receptor activity; glucagon receptor activity; peptide hormone binding
Source: RefSeq, a predicted model, not a curated record